This is a messenger RNA of Rattus norvegicus (Norway rat), 960 nucleotides long. It is a transcript of the gene Or8g26c, whose product is annotated as olfactory receptor family 8 subfamily G member 26C. The transcript has a single exon. Gene Ontology annotation, cellular component: membrane; plasma membrane. Gene Ontology annotation, biological process: signal transduction; G protein-coupled receptor signaling pathway; detection of chemical stimulus involved in sensory perception of smell. Gene Ontology annotation, molecular function: olfactory receptor activity; G protein-coupled receptor activity. Lineage: Eukaryota; Metazoa; Chordata; Mammalia; Rodentia; Muridae. The record is from RefSeq and is marked reviewed. Bases 1 to 960 code for a protein of 319 amino acids.
AUGGAGGACAAUAUGGCAAGAAACUACUGCACAGUGACUGAGUUCUUCUUAGCUGGGCUCUCACAGACACCAGAACUCCAGCUUCCCCUCUUCUUCCUCUUCACAGCAAUCUAUCUGAUCACUGUAGCAGGGAACUUGGGUAUGAUCACACUGAUUGUUCUCAGUUCCCACCUGCACACACCCAUGUACUAUUUCCUCAGCAGUCUGUCUUUCAGUGACUUCUGUCAGUCCACAGUUGUUAUUCCUAAAAUGCUGAUGAGCUUUUUGACAGAGAAGAACAUCAUCUCCUACCCUGGAUGCAUGACUCAGCUCUACUUCUUCAUCACUUUUGGCAUUGCAGAGUGCUACACAUUAGCUGCAAUGGCAUAUGACCGCUAUGUUGCCAUCUGUAACCCAUUGCUUUACAAUGUAACUAUGUCCUCUCAGAUUUACACUUCUCUGAUUUCAGGGGUGUAUAUUUUUGCUAUGCUCUCUUCAUCUGUAAACACAGGCUUCAUGAUUAGGAUUAAGUUCUGCAAAUUAGAUGUAAUCAACCACUAUUUCUGUGAUCUUCUUCCCCUCUUGAAACUGGCAUGUUCUAGUAUCCAUAUCAAUGAAAUGUUGAUGCUAUCUUUUGGAACAGUGAACAUAUUUGUCCCAAUGAUGACCAUUAUUAUUUCCUACAUCUUCAUAAUUGUCAGCAUCCUCCGCAUUCGCUCCCGGGAGGGCAGAUCUAAAGCCUUCAGUACUUGCAGUUCCCACAUCUCUGCUGUUGCUAUCUUCUAUGGUUCUGCUGCAUUCACAUACUUACAGCCAUCAUCUGUGAGUUCGAUGGACCAAGGGAAAGUGUCAUCUAUAUUUUAUAUGACUGUUGUACCCAUGCUGAACCCCUUGAUAUACAGCCUGAGGAAUAAGGAUGUUAUCGUUGCACUGAAGAAAAUACUUCAUGUGAGCAGAAGUCACAUGAGGAAUAUUUCUUAG